GAGACAACGGCAGCCGCUCGCGAUCGCAGUCGCAGUCGCGGGCGUCAGUCGCCUGGUCACACUGCCUGCGGCCUGCCUCCACACCAGCCACAGCCAUGGCGCGCCGGACCAACCACACCUCCUCGCCCUCCAUGAACGCCACGGCAGCGGCGGCGGCGGCGACGACGACGACGACGACAAUGAUCGCCUCCUCGCCGUCUCCCCCGCGGCCGCCGCCUGCGCCUCCCGCGGGAGCGUGGGGCCCCUACGCCAGCUCCCGCGCCUUCUUCUCCAACGUGGCCACCAUCCUCAUCAUCCUGGCCUGCGUGUCCCUGCUCGCCUUCUCCCUCCACGCCGCCGCGCGCUUCCUCCUCCGCUGCCUCGCGCGCCGUCGCGCCGCGCGGGAGUUGGGGCAGCAGGAGCUGGCGCAGGCGCAGGCGCAUGAUGCGCAGGAGCCCAAGCUCCCCUCCGGCGCCGCUGCCAGAGCCGGCGCCGGCCCUGGCUCGGAGCCGACCGGUGCUGCCAGUGGUGCAGGUGUGUGGGCGGAGGCGGAGUGCGCCAUCUGCCUGUCCGAGCUGGAAGGCGGCGAGCGCGUCCGCGUGCUCCCGGCGUGCGGCCACGGGUUCCACGGCGCCUGCGUCGACGGGUGGCUCGCGGCGCGCGCGUCCUGCCCCACCUGCCGCGCGCCGUCGCGGCCGGGAGAGCCGUAGCCGCGCCGAGCACAGCAAGGCUGCUGCCGUGCCGUCGUCGCUGCGCUCGGCCUGUGGCCGUGGCACGUACGAUAAGGGACGAAGAUCGGCGAGUACCCAUUACUCUGGAGCAAGCUCUGCUCCCGUCCUCCAUGCCUCACGGUUUCAUUUCAUGGCGUGUGUUUUAAUUAUGGCGUAGGAGAAUGUAUGUAAAUGCAAAUUGAAUGGAAUGGUGGCUGCUAGUAGUUCGCAUGGAAUUACGGCUCGAUCAUUUCUCUUCCAUU
Messenger RNA from Sorghum bicolor (sorghum), 952 nucleotides. RefSeq names its product RING-H2 finger protein ATL79. Lineage: Eukaryota; Viridiplantae; Streptophyta; Magnoliopsida; Poales; Poaceae. The transcript has a single exon. The record is from RefSeq and is a predicted model, not a curated record. Bases 96 to 689 code for a protein of 197 amino acids.